GAAUGAAUAAUUAUUAAGUGGGUCAGACGUCUGGUUUAUGGUUCAAAAACUAAAGAGCGUUCGGGUUCAUUUUGCACUCCGAGAUGAGAAUCUGCUGAAACAAGUUGAUGCAGCGGAAAAUGUCAACUCGAUACUCGCAAAUUCAAGAGGUAUCCUAUCUUACAAACUUGACAUAGUCCUUCAUCCUCAUUGUCAAGAAUAGUUUUAACGAUUUCCUGAUUUCUCGGAGUUGUCUCUUAAAUAGCACGAUUUUGGGUUGAAGGUGAUUUUCGUCGGGUUGGAAAUAAUUCCAUCCUAAGUCGGACAGGAGCAUACUAAUCCUUGAAAUAUAGUGAAGAAACUCACAUGUGCUAUCAAGCUACGAAAUAUUCUCCAAUGAUCUGUUAGAUUUGAGGAGCAAGCACCGAAAUGUAUUUCAAGCCGACCAUAUACCGCGUUGUAUUUUACUUCGCGUUAAUCAACAUUUUUAGCCGUGAUAAUGGCUCGAUGGCGGUCUCACUUACAUUUGAUACCAGUGAAGUAUCAUCCAGCUCCAUCAGCUCGGAUGUCGUCCCUGAUCAAGCUGGAACCUUCAUGCUUGGAGGUGAGACGUCUCGGGAGGAUGGCGGUCAAGCUGGAACGUUCGUGCUCGGCGGCGGCACAUCACGGGAGGUGGACGGUAACCCUUCACCCGAUGAGAUUGUAAAGCUCUUCUUGGCAGAUUUUGAUCGUCGCGCUGAUCAGGAAUUCCCUGGUUUAAUGGAGAAACAAUGGACCUACUACACAAACCUUACAGAGGAAAAUCGACAAAUAAAGGUUGAAGCUAAGAUUCGAAUCACCGAGUUUGAUUCUGAAUCACGUCGUACUGCUCAGACCUACUACCAUACCUAUCCUUCUCAUCAGAUCUCCUACGAUGUCAGACGUGAACUCGAAGCUAUAGCCUCGACAUCGGGUUUGCCCACCUACGUGGACGAAGUCACUCAAGAGCUAGAGGAUGUGAAGUCUCGAAUGGAGCAGAGAUAUCACACGGCUAAGGUAUGCAGGAAGAAAGGUAGACGAGCACGGAAAGAAUGUCUGCGUCUAGAUCCAGAUCUGAAACGUGUAAUGGGAGAGAGUCGAGAUGAUGAUGAGCUUCUAUGGGCGUGGCAGGGUUGGAGGAACGAGACAGGAGCUCCUAAUCGUGAUGACUUCCAGAGAUUCGUGGAACUCAGUAACACUGUAGCACAACAGAGUGGUUUUGACGAUCAUGGUGACUACCAGCGGCGGCAGUACGACACACCUCAUCUGGAACAAACCAUGUCGGAUCUAUUAACCAAUCUCCAACCUCUCUAUGACAACCUCCAUGCUUUCAUCAGGAGGAGACUGUAUGACAUACAUGGACCAGAGGUCAUUGACCUCAAUGGACCCAUCCCUUCUCAUCUACUAGGUGGUAUGUGGUCACACUCCUGGUCAAAUCUCUUCGAUGUCGCUAAACCCUACGAGACCGACGAUGAUGACCCGACUGAGUUCCUCCAAGAACAGAAUUAUGACAUACGAAGACUAUACGAGACUGCUGAAGAGUUUUAUACAUCAAUGGGUUAUGAGGAGCUUCCGGAAUCUUUCUGGGAGAACUCUGUCUUUGGUCAACCUCAAGAUGGUCGCAACGUCUCGUGUGAACCAACAUCAUGGGAUUUCCAUAACCAAACAGACUUCAGGAUAACUACAUGCUCAUCUGAAGUAACCAUAGAUGAACUCUCGAAGGCACAUAACAUCCUAGGACACACCCAAUACCAGAACUCGUAUAGCCAUCAACCAACCGCCUUCCGUGAACCAGCGAGUCCAGCUCUCUAUGAAGCCAUCGCGGAUCUGACGUCAUCAGAGGUCUUUAGCCCCUCCUACUUGAGGCAACUUGGGCUUUCAUUGGACGAGAGGAAUGAUGAUAAGAUACAACUGAAUGGCUUGAUGAGGACUGCGUUAGAUUCCCUAGCUCUUCUGCCCUAUGCAAACGCAGUGGAUCAAUGGAGAUGGGGUGUGUUCAAUGGUUCUAUUCAACCUGAUCGAUAUAACUCCGAGUGGUGGGAUCUCAGAUCCGAAUAUGAGGGUAUUGAGCCAGGGGUGGAGAGAACAGACGCAGACUUUGAUCCAGGAGCGGAGUUCAACAUUGUCUCAGACAGCUCAUAUGCAAAACAUUUCCUUGGACAGAUCAUGAAGUUUCAAUUCCUAAAGUCUCUUUGUGAAGCAGCGGGACACACCGGACCAAUUCAAGAUUGUAAUCUCUAUGGCAACAGGGUAGCGGGACAACUCAUCACCACUGCUAUGCAGCUGGGUAAAACACGCUCAUGGACCGAGAUCUUCUACAUCUUGACCCAACAGUACAACCUCGAUACGUCACCGCUCUUGGAAUACUUCCAGCCGCUUAAUGAAUUUCUUGAGAGAGAGAACCGUAGGAAUGGAGAUUCAACAGGGUGGGCUCAAUCUGCAAGAAGGCCUGAUCAAACGCCUGGGCGACCAAAGCCUAGUCCAGCUGGUAGCCGUACGUAAUGCUGAGCUUGGUUAUAAAUUAACCCGGAAAUUAACUCAUCAUGAUUAAAUUGAGACAUUCAAAUAUAAUCUUUUUACUAAUAUUAAUCCUUCUUAUGAUAUAAGAUAAGUUUGCUUUUCCCUUUCGGUCACAUAUUAUAUGACACAAUAUAAUUAUGAAACCAAAUUCUUUUUUUCUUUCACAUUAAAGACUUCCAUGUAAGAAUACAGCAAUACUUCACGAUGGUACAUGUAUCAUUCAUGUCUAUAACAACAAAAAUCAUUACAAUAUCAACAAUAUUCUAGUAGAGUUGCUUUCAGUUGAAACUGGUAUAAUUUUUGACAUUUUUUUGUGGUUGAAAGAAUUAUAGAUUAAUAGCAAAGAGAGAGAGAGAGAGCGAGAGAGAGAGAAUUCACAAUUGCGGAAUUGAAGGACUUUGAGGAAAAUAUAAUUCCCCAUCCAUUGAGGAGAGCACACUCAGUGAAAGAGGUUUUGUUAAUCAUUAACCUUUCUCUUUGUCAUCAGCCAUUGCCACAGAGGUAAGUUAUGAACGCAGUUAACUGAUAAAAGCUUGGCCACAAGCGAGGUUUUCUCCAGAAGUUUAAAGUUGUUUUAAACUUUUCCCAAGCACAUAUAGUAUUCUCUAUCUUUCUUCAACAUAACAUUCGAUAAGAUAGUUUUACAGGUUGUCAAGAUAAGAUUUAGGAUCUUCACAUCGCAGUGUCUUCAGAUGACGGUUCGGAAUCUUCUAUCUGCCCUAUGGAGUCGUCAUGUAGCCUAAUGACUUGGGAUUAUCCGAAUUGACGUUUCUGGAACACCAUGAUCAUCUCAAUUAGAGGUUUGUGUAAAAGGUGAGUAAAUAAUCUAACGAAUCUAACAAACUUGGCCACCAUUCCCAUGCAUACCCUCUUUCUCUCUC
Molecule: messenger RNA, 3398 nt
Organism: Strongylocentrotus purpuratus (purple sea urchin)
Lineage: Eukaryota; Metazoa; Echinodermata; Echinoidea; Camarodonta; Strongylocentrotidae
Product: angiotensin-converting enzyme
Exons: 12
Coding region: 409-2499 (696 amino acids)
Biological process (GO): proteolysis
Cellular component (GO): plasma membrane
Molecular function (GO): metallopeptidase activity; peptidyl-dipeptidase activity
Source: RefSeq, a predicted model, not a curated record